Molecule: messenger RNA, 1284 nt
Organism: Talaromyces atroroseus
Lineage: Eukaryota; Fungi; Ascomycota; Eurotiomycetes; Eurotiales; Trichocomaceae
Product: Exopolygalacturonase X-1
Exons: 7
Coding region: 1-1284 (427 amino acids)
Biological process (GO): carbohydrate metabolic process
Molecular function (GO): polygalacturonase activity
Source: RefSeq, a predicted model, not a curated record
AUGUGGAGGCCAAUUUCAACUCUCCAAUUGCUGCUUGUUGUCGCCGCAGUAGCAGCACCCGCAAUUGAAGAGAUAUCUACAUCCAUCUCGCGCAACAACCGCGUUAGCCCCAAGCCUCCCUUCAGUCCACUGCCUGAUACUUCCAGUCGCAGCAAAGUAUGCAAGGUAGACUCUUACGGUGAUGGCCGAGAUGACUCUGACCAUAUCCUCGCUGCAUUGAAAAAAUGCAACAAUGGCGGACGUGCCGUGUUUGAUAAGCAGUACACCAUCGGGACAGCGCUGAAUCUGCAGUUUCUGAAACAUAUUGAUCUUGACAUAACCGGGUACAUCCAAUUCACCAACAACACCGACUACUGGAUCAACAACGCCUUCCAGCAAGUAUUCCAAAACGCCACUACGUUUUUUGAACUGGGCGGUCAAGACGUGAACAUCUACGGCGACGGCACCAUUGACGGCAAUGGACAGGUUUGGUAUGACCUGUACGUGGAAAAUGCUUUGUUGCAGCGGCCAGUUCUCAUGGGAAUCACGGGCUUGGAUGGCGGCACUAUUGGGCCAGUCAAGUUGAGGAAUUCGCCAUCAUGGUUCCAUCUCGUGGCUAAUUCGUCCAACGUUUUGUUUGAUGGGCUGGAUAUCUCGGGGAAGAGUACGAGUGUGAAUCCGGCUAAGAAUACGGAUGGAUGGGAUACCUAUCGCUCGGAGAAUAUUGUCAUCCAAAAUUCCGUAAUUAAUAAUGACGAUGACUGCGUCUCAUUCAAGCCAAACAGCACCAAUAUUCUUGUCCAGAACCUGCAGUGCAACGGCUCUCACGGCAUCUCAGUUGGAUCACUAGGCCAAUACAUUGGCGAAACCGACAUUGUCGAGAACGUGCUAGUGUACAACAUAUCCAUGUUCAAUGCUUCUGACGGCGCACGCAUAAAAGUCUGGCCAGGCAUCUCCUCCGAACUCUCUGCCGACCUGCAAGGCGGCGGCGGAUCUGGCAGCGUGCAAAACGUGACAUACGACACCAUGUAUGUGGACAACGUCGACUGGGCCAUUGAGUUGACUCAAUGCUACGGCCAGAGCAACGUGACGCUGUGCAAUGAGUAUCCCAGCAAUCUCACCAUUUCGGAUAUUUUGUUUAAGAAUUUCACUGGCGUGACGGCGACGGCGGAGGAUCCGAAUAUUGCGACGUUGGUAUGUUGGGACAUAUACGCCGAAAAUAUCAAUGUGGUUAGCCCGAUUGGGACGAACGAUGCUGUUUGUGAGAAUGUUGAGGAGUCAUUGCUUCAGCUUAACUGCACAUAA